AUGGAUGCACCUUCACCGCAUCUAAUAUAUAAGAAAGACGAUAAUACUAUAUGUAGCAAACUUAGUGGGCACUGCUAUCAUAAAGUGUUUCAGCCAACAAGCGAAUUUCAAAAUGUGUUGGAAGGGCAAGAAGUACCAACUGGUCUUCAUAUACGUGUAGACAUUAAUACCGGCAUGAGACAAGCAAAACUAUUAGAUGCUGAUGAAACAGCUACAGAACGUACAAGUGUUAUUUUACUCGACGAAAACGGAAAUUCUAUAAUAAAAGAAGAAACGUCAAUCACAACAACGAUUUCAAAGAUAGAUGAAGAAAUAGAAAUAGAAACACCAAAAAAAGCAAAUUUCCAUAAACAAUCCGAUGAAAAAAAUUCUUCGUUACCUUUACUAGUCAACACUCCAAAACCAAAUAAACACAUCCCUCAUUCAGACUAUGAAUCUUUUGAUGGUCACUUGAAGACUUUAUCACAAUCCCAUGAUGCGCCUAUUCAAGAAUUGAUUAACGCGUUGGACGGGUUAGAAGAUUUAGUGCAUGAAUUGGAUUUUGGUGUUAGGUUUGCAAAUAGCGAUGGAGUUUUAAUGGUGAUUGAAUUGUUGUACCAUAUUAAUAACGAAGUUAAAGUGAAAGCAGCAACGGUUCUUGGUACCGCAAUGCAGAAUAAUCCAUUUUCACAAAAAAAUGCAAUUAGUCUGAAUCUAAUUCCAAGGCUGUUGGAUAUUAUCUCGUACAAUCACGACAACAAAUACUCGUCACGUCUUCUAUACGCAUUAUCAAGCAUUAUACGUGGCAAUAGUGAAGGUGUUCAAUCCUUUUUAUAUGAUAAUCAAGGAUUAUUACGUCUAGCAGCGUACUAUGCAUCAAAUCGAGACGAAGAAAUACGUGCAAAAUGUGCGAUAUUUAUUACCGAUUUAUUUGAUCCAAAAAUGGUGACGACAACGUCAGAAUCCGAUAAAAAAAUAAGCUAUAAUAAUCAUCACCAGCAUCAACAGGGAAUUGAUGAAUGGUGUCGACAAUUUCAAAGUUCGUUAUUUAAUUUUGGCAAUGGAAUUGAUAAAAAUAUUGGAUUUGAUUCACGUGAGAAAAUUCUUGGUGGAUUGGCAAUGAUAAAGGGUCAAUAUCCAGACAAUUGUCAUGCUCAACCCGGUCUCAUAAAGUGGCUAGACGGGCAAAAUAGCGAAUUGAGAGAUGAACCAGAGAAUUUUGAAGAAUAUAUACAAUUAAUUAAAACUGUUCAAAAGACAUUUGAAAUUUGA
Molecule: messenger RNA, 1251 nt
Organism: Ambispora gerdemannii
Lineage: Eukaryota; Fungi; Glomeromycota; Glomeromycetes; Archaeosporales; Ambisporaceae
Source: the annotation of a GenBank genome assembly